Molecule: messenger RNA, 3055 nt
Organism: Bacillus rossius redtenbacheri
Lineage: Eukaryota; Metazoa; Arthropoda; Insecta; Phasmatodea; Bacillidae
Exons: 3
Coding region: 69-890 (273 amino acids)
Source: RefSeq, a predicted model, not a curated record
UGCCGUCACAAUCACAGGAGUCGCGAGCCGCUGAUAAGUGCAACGGGCGUUUGUAUACCUAGAAAAACAUGGGCGCAGAGGAGGGGAGCGGACACCCCAAGCACGGCGGCGUGCAGAGGGUGGUCAAGAGCACGGUGGUCAUCAGCCGGCUGCCGAGGGCUCAGUUAUGCCUGCUCUCGUCGAGGCACUUCAACCACUUCGGCAGGAGGUACGGCCACUUCGGCGGGAAGCUGAGCUACUUCGGCGGCAGGGACCUGGCGGUGAGCCGCGGGCUGACGAGGCUCGGCAGGGCGCGCGGCGGGGCCUGCGGCGUGCCCCUGGGGCUGCCCGGGGGCAGGGCCCCUCACGCGGGGGCGGCGAGCGCCCUGUGCGGUGGCGCCAAGGUGCUGCGCAAGGUCGGCGAGGCAGCGACGGUGGUCGCCGUGGCGGUGGACGCCUACCGCCUGGGCCGCGACGCCGAGGCGGACAUCCUGGAGAAGGGCCGGCUGGGCAAGCGCACGGCCAGGACGGCCGCCUCCAUCGGCGGCGGCUGGGCCGGGGGGUUCAGCGGCGCUGCGGCGGGGAGGUCCACGGGCGCCUGGGUCGGCGGCGCCGUGGGGUCGCUGUUCGGGGGGCUGUGCGCCGCUCGCGCCGCGCUCGUCGGCUCCGCUCUGGGCGCGGUCCUCGGGAGCCUGGGCGGGGUGGCCGCCGGCAGCAGGGCGGGGGAGGCGGCCGUGGACCUCGUGGUGGCCGACCCCGACCCGCACGAGGACGACGCCCUGUCCGACUGCGAAGAGGACGACACGCUGGUGUCUUGCGCCGGCGAGGAGGAGGAUGCUUACUGGUACGACGAGUACCUGGAACCAAUCUGCGAAGAGUACUGCACAGAGAGUUGCUGUCGCACUUGCUGAUUCGCCUGCUUCUGGCCGAGAUGAAUAUUAACAUGCAUGUUGUAAAUGUUAUUAUCACAGUGCGUCUGAAGAACGCUUCACUUUUGUUGUCUCUAACUAGUUGGGAACUAAGCAAUGUCUAUAUUUCACUUUUUAAUAGUUAUGUUUUUUAUUAAAAGUAUACAGCGUCUAAAAUAUUUUAAUUACGUUGCAGUAUAUUAAUCAUCCAAUCAACCAACCAUAAGAAAAUCUUUCGUUUGUUUGCCACUUACCAAAUCUGUGAACCGCCGCAGUAGGUAAUCAGCUGACACCCUCAGGUUAGCAUGUUUGGAACACUCGACGGCGCUAAGCUUGUGCCGUGACCUGUAAUAGAUGAGCAUAAGUCAGGGGGAGGGGGGGGGGCGACCUGUUGAGACGAUAACACACACGGACGGACUUGACGCCUCGGUGUAAACUCGACAUGCAGCACGACGUGUAAGCUACAUAGUCCAGUCGUGAGAUGGACAUCAUCCAUAUAUGUUGCCCGUCUGUGCUUUCUUUGAAAAACUACUGAAAAAUAAUUGGUUUCUUCUUUGGUGGUUGCACCCAGCCCUAGCGACUAGGCUAUCGAGUAGUGUUUUCCGUUUAAAAUUCUUUGAUCACAGACAUUAACAAGAAAUACUUUUUUUUCCCUUCAUUCUAACAUUUAUCAGUUUGCCAGUUUCUCAAUUGCACAAAUAAAUUUAUUUUACGUCAAGCAUAGUGAACGAAUACUACGAAAAUCUUUUCAAAAGCUAUAAACUGCGGAAGCCCCGGACCUCGCGCCAGCGGGUAGACACUCGUCUAUUGCAUUUGCAGGUUCUGACAUGCGCCUGUCCAACGCGACAUGCUUUCUAUGCGUCGGUCCCGCCGAUGAUGCCGUCACGCGCGUGGGUAACACGCUAGUUUACUUUACGCCUUCCGGCCAGGUGAGGUGCGUUCUUGCGCAUUUCAUAUGCUCGUCCAUUACAGGCCUAAUACACAUAGGGAAUAAGGACGUUGUACAGUGUGCGAUGGUGAGUAGCGUCCAGGCAUACGACACUCAAAGAAAGAUCUCGUGCAGGAUAACCCUCGCUGGCCAUACGAAAACUUUCACUAAAUACACCAACACGUCACUUUGUUAAGUAGUUAGAGUUUAAUUUGCAACUUAGGACUUCUCGUGGUCUUCCAUGCGAUUAGAAAUCUCAUUGCGCUACGCAACGUGGAAGCAACCAUGCAAUCCUUCCGCUUCUGCAGUUUGAAGUGGAUCUUCUGGGAUACCGUAAAUCGGGGUGAUGACAUCGUCUGAUGAUAAUGAAAAUUGUCAAGCUCGGAGGGUAACGAAAAGUUCAAAGCGAAUAUAAUGUAUCAUAUUUUAACUACAAAAUAACUUGCUGAAAACCCAGAUGGGAACAGCAGUGCUCGUCGGUAAGUUUGCUUUACAGAACACUCGCACACUUGUCCACUCGGACACAGGUAGUUGCACACUUUCUUACACACUCUCAUUCGUGUACAAUCAUCGCAUGAACGUCUAAAUACUUGCAUAUGUGUUCCCUACAAAUAUCCCACCCCUACGUCUGUGAAGUUUCAUUUUAACUAGCGUGGCGAUCACGCACCGACCUUUUUUUUUUAAAUAUUGUUUCCCAUAAGCUCAAGCGAUGGGCAGUCUGUGUACUAUCAUCUCAUCUCUGAUAAGCCACUCAAAACCACUGUGAUAUUUAUUCCGGUUUCAUCCAAUCUAAAAAGCUGGUGAUCGUGACUCCGUUAACGUUCGUUGUGCAUACCAGCCGGAUUAUUCGUUACAUCCACUUAAAAUUACUAAUAGUUUAGUGUCUUUUUCCAAGACAUGUAUUUAACCCAACAUACCACAGUGGUAUAAUAAAAGGAGGAGGUUCAGUAUACAUAAAAUAACCUCCCCACUUUUGCCAACUAAUGCUUUUCUAUAAAUUAUAAAAUGGUUGCCAUGAUAACUUGAUGUGUUUAGUAAAUAAUGACUAGUAUAAAAAAUAUUUUGAAGAUUUUUUUUUGUAUUUUACUGUUACUUCAUUUCAAAUAAUUUUGAAAUGUAUUUCUGAUUUUUUCCUUAGGUAAAUAUUAAAUGCUACAAAAAAUGUAUUGUAUAUGAAUUUGUACUCUAACGUAUUGUUUACAUGUAAAUUAUACCAAAUAAAUUGAUAACGAAAACAAAA